AUGAGUAGCAUAACAGCGUUCGAUACGGCACAUGAAGAUCUUGUUCAUGACAUUGCCUAUGAUUUCUAUGGCAAGCGACUUGUGACCUGUUCAUCCGAUCAACGCCUCAAGGUUUGGGAUUUCGUUGAGCAUGAAGAUUCGGCUGCCUGGGAAAUCAAUGAUACCUGGAAGGCCCACGAUUCGUCUAUCCUCAAAGCUAUCUGGGCUAAUCCCGAAUACGGACAAGUGAUUGCCAGCUGUUCAUUCGAUCGACAAGUCAAGAUCUGGGAAGAACUUUCUGUUGAACCCAAGAAUAGCCAAAAACGUUGGGCUGAAAGAUUCCGCCUUGUUGAAUCCCGCGGUGCUGUAUUGGAUAUUGCAUUUUCACCAAUCCCAGGUGCAUUGAGACUAGCUACAUGUUCAGUUGAUGGAAUUGUGAGAGUUUAUGAGGCUUUGGAACCUACCAACCUUGCACAAUGGUCACAGAUGGAGGAGUUUGAGAUCGCAUCCCAUCAUCGACCGAUUGAUGCCGACAGUGGAUAUUGCAUUGACUGGUGUCCCAAUCGCACUGCUACUGCCCUGAUGGUAGUCGGUCUUGGAAAAGAGAUUGGAGCACGGGCAAGUUUGAGUAGAAUAUUCAAGCACGAUGGACAUAAUCGUUGGUACCCAGCAGAAUGUUUGCCUGAACAUACACAAGAGGUGCAUGAUGUGAGUUGGGCUCCUAGUAUGGCCCGUUCAUACCAGUUGAUCGCUACGGCGUGCAAGGAUCAUCAUGUCCGGAUCUUCAAGAUUACCGAGAUGCCCUUGACUGGACUGGCUCCGUCUCAGCGCGCACAGUCAAUGUCGAAUAAUGGAAGACAAGGAGGACGUAUUGGACACCGGCCACUUCAGGUUGAAAUGAUAGGUGACUUUGAUGAUCAUCAUGCAGAGGUCUGGCGUGUUGAAUGGAAUGUGACUGGAACUAUUCUGUCAUCCUCUGGUGAUGACGGUAAGCUGAGGCUGUGGAAGGCUGGUUACGAUGGACAGUGGCGUCAAAUGGCAGUGCUUGCAAGUACACAUGUAUCUUCAUAAUCACAAUUAAAUAAAAUAAAUAUUUGUACACAC
Molecule: messenger RNA, 1083 nt
Organism: Phycomyces blakesleeanus NRRL 1555(-)
Lineage: Eukaryota; Fungi; Mucoromycota; Mucoromycetes; Mucorales; Phycomycetaceae
Exons: 6
Coding region: 1-1050 (349 amino acids)
Biological process (GO): positive regulation of TORC1 signaling; cellular response to amino acid starvation
Cellular component (GO): Seh1-associated complex; nuclear pore outer ring
Molecular function (GO): protein binding; structural molecule activity
Source: RefSeq, a predicted model, not a curated record